AUCUCUGAUUGGUUGAGAUCAUCUUCCGGUGUCGGGAGCACUAACUGAAGUUUGAAGUUUGUUAAAACACAAGGUCAAAUUUAACAGUGAGGCGAAUGUAAAGCGUGGCUAAUAUUUUAAUUGAUAUAAAAUAAGUAACAUAAAGUGCUGGGAUAUUUAAGCGGUAUGGGCGACUCAGGCCUGGAUUAUAAUAUUGUGUUUCCCGAGCCUUACGCCUCAGAAAAAUACUGGUUUGGAAGGAAAGAGCCUGUUGUGAUUCUUUUGGGUUGGGCUGGAUGUAAAGACAAACAUCUUGCAAAGUACAGUUCUUUAUAUAAUAAACAGGGGUGUAUAGCCAUUAGGUACACUGCCCCAUCAAAGGCUGUGUUCUUAUAUGAGCCCUUUGGUAGCAAGCAACUGCUCAGCAUAGCUGGAAAGCUUCUGGAUCUACUUCUAGAUUAUGAGGUACAAGAAAAUCCCUUACUCUUCCAUGUGUUCAGCAAUGGUGGUUUUAUGCUAUAUCGUUACAUAGCUCAGCUUCUUCAUAGUGAUCCACAGUUCAAAAAUUUAAAAGUUGUAGGCACAGUUGUGGACAGUGCACCUGGAAAUCAGAACGUGGUGGGUUCUGUGCGGGCCCUCAAUGCCACUUUAGGCACAAAUACUCACCUUGUUAUAAGGUAUUUGGCAUUGGCUAUAUUCACCUGCAUGGUCUUCAUGUUACGAGUGUUGCUGUAUUCGAUAACCAAACACAUCCACGAGAAUCACUUUGAUGCCAUGCUAAAGGAACCUUCUAACUGGCCACAUCUUUACCUGUAUUCCAAAGCUGACCGAGUGAUUGAUCACAGGGAUGUGGAGAGAAUGGUGAAGGCACGACAACAGCAGGGCUUUCCUAUAAAAAGUGUCGACUUUGUCACAUCUGAGCAUGUCAGUCACCUCCGAAUGUUUCCUGAACUGUAUUCCAAACAUUGUAUUGCUUUCUUGGAUAGCUGUAUGCUAAGCUCAGCUGGAGCACGCAUAAAGGUUUUUUCUGCUGCUCACAAAUAAAAGUAUCCCUGAAAUUGUAUAUAUUUUUAACUUUUUUUUUUUUUGCAAUUUAAAGCAUAAUGAUUAAAAAUUGAUGGCAUAUACUGUAUAUUCUAAAAGAUUAUCCUAUGAAGGCAGUUGUGUUGUAAAUGCACUGGAAUGUUUUUUAAUGUAAUACUAAUUAUUAGUAAUAUUUUAAAUCUUUUUUAUGAGAUGAAUAAAAAACUAAAUGAAGUUUCAGCUAUAAUGCAAUUGAAUUAACUUAAUUCUUCAAGUGUUUUUCACACAUGGCAGGCUCAUAAUGCUUACACAGAUGUUAAUUUUGGAUUCUGCUACUUUCACCAUCUAGGAUUUGAAGCCUGUAGCAAAUAAGUGAGUCCAUGAUAAACCCUCAAGAAAUAUAGGAAAAAUUUUAAAUCAGAAAUUUUACAUUUUCUUAUGGGUCAUGCAGUGCUUCACACUGCUGUCUUUCAGCUCCAGAGUCCUGGGUUUGAAUUCCUGCUAAGGUACUGUAUGGUCUGUGUGACAUUUGAGCCUAUUUCUAGUUGGGUUUUUAAUUGGUACUUUUUCUCCCACAUAAUAUUUGCCUAUUAAUUGAUGUCUCUAAGAAAUUAAUUUUAUGAAGUGUCAUUAGUGUGGUGGUGGGCUUGAAUGAUGAGGCAUCUAGAGCUUGUAUCUAUCUUGCACCUUAUGCUGCAGGUAUAGACUUCAGCCCAUGUGAUACUGGGUAAAUUUUGUUAGAUGGAUGGAGUGUUAAAAAACAAAAAAAGAGGUGGAGCUGCAAUAAUCUUCUUCUUCAAAUCAGUUGUAUGAUGUCAGUGGAAAUGUACAUCUCUGAUCAAUCAAUUCUGCAUGUUUGCACAUAGAUGAAUAGCAAAGGUAUGUAAAGUUCAUAGUGUGCACAAGAAGGCACUAUUGAAUUUGGUUGAAUAAAAUUUUAACUUUACAAAUAGUAUAAUUUCAUGUGAUGUGUGCUUAGUUUCAUUGUUAUUUUAAUUAUGUCGAUUUGCAUAUAUCAUCUUUUAUUUAGUCCUUGGUGAUAAUACUCCUGUAAUGUUGUUUUGUUUCAGCUAUAUUUUAUUAUUUUGAUGAAAAGAGAUUAAGUUUAAGUUUUCAGUUUAGAUAUAUAAAUUGGGGUGUACAAACUUUGGGGUUUCAUUACUCUCAUUGCAUUCAUUUUAGGCUAAAAUCUAAGUUGACCUCAAUUUAUAAUGCAACGUCUGUUUUAUUGUUUUAUUUUACCCUAUAAAAUUCAUAAUCUGUAGUAAAGUGUGCUUAGGUGUUUCUUCUUUUUAGUCUUUAAAAGAACACCUAUUGCCAUAUUUGGUCUUUUUUUAUUUUUAUUAUUUAUUCCAAAAUCUCUCCAUUUACAACAUCAGGUUCAUGAACAAGUCAUGUGAAGUGAGCUGCUAUUUGUCGUUACUUAAGCUUCCAAUAGCCAUUACUCACUCUUUUUAUUUUCCUCCAUGAAAGAGAGUUCUUAACCUGUAUGCCAAGGAGUGUAGUUCUUUAGAAUGAAAUUCACUGAAGCUGUCUACAUUUUUUUUUUUUUUUUAAAGUACACUGAAAGUCACCUUUAUUCUCAAGUAGAGUACAAGCUUGGGAAAGACGUUAAAGGAACUGACAAGUCAUCCACUGGGAGUCUAGAAUCAGUGUCCACUUUACAAAACUGAGAGCAGUAGAAAUGUGCAGACGCUGGUGCUCUCAAGACCUAGCGCAUUCAUGUUUUGAGUAUGAAUUUUGUACAACAAUAUGUUUUAUUGUUGCUUCAUAUGCAUGCUAUAAUGUGUUUGUUUGUUUUAGAUAAUACACUGUAUGAAAUGAAGAACCCUUAUUCAAAUAUCAAAUUCACCUGUCUGUAAACGUUUCUGUUAGAUUCGAAUAAUUGGGUAGAUUACUUACACUGUAUCUUAUUAUUUGCUACGGGGAAGUGGAUUUGUGUGAUAAUGUAAAUUCUUUUUAAAGUGUUUUUUUUUUUUUUGUUUUAUCAUGAUAGCAUCAAUACAUGAUUACUGCAAUAUAAAAAUGGUUACCAAAAUGAAGAAUAAACCUGAGUAAUAAAUCAAAAUAUUAACUGUGA
Erpetoichthys calabaricus (reedfish) is the source of this 3082-nucleotide messenger RNA. RefSeq names its product transmembrane protein 53 (gene tmem53). The record is from RefSeq and is a predicted model, not a curated record. The transcript is spliced from 3 exons. The coding region runs from base 166 to 1023 and encodes 285 amino acids. Lineage: Eukaryota; Metazoa; Chordata; Cladistia; Polypteriformes; Polypteridae.